AUGGAGGAGGGGAGGGGGGGGAGUCUCGAGGCCGGAAGUGAAGGCCGAAGGCAAUGGAGUACGAGCAAAUUCAAAAGGGGCCGCUGAAACUGAAGGGGGUCUCCGAGCUCGGUGUGAAGAAGCGGAAGAAGAAAAAGGACAAGGAUAAGAGCCAGAUCCUGGAGCAGAUGGUGUUGAGUAAGAAGAACGAAGAGGAGAAGAAAAGGGGACUGGAUAAACGCACGCAGGCUCAGAUUGCAUAUGAAAAAAUGCAAGAGAAGAGGCAAAUGGAAAGAAUAUUAAAGAAAGCUUCCAAGACCCACAAACAGAGAGUGGAGGACUUCAACAGACAUUUAGAUACACUCACUGAACAUUAUGACAUUCCUAAAGUCAGCUGGACAAAAUAAACUUUUUCAUUAUCUUGAA
This is a messenger RNA of Tachyglossus aculeatus (Australian echidna), 405 nucleotides long. It is a transcript of the gene FAM32A, whose product is annotated as family with sequence similarity 32 member A. Lineage: Eukaryota; Metazoa; Chordata; Mammalia; Monotremata; Tachyglossidae. Gene Ontology annotation, cellular component: nucleolus. The coding region runs from base 54 to 386 and encodes 110 amino acids. The record is from RefSeq and is a predicted model, not a curated record. The transcript has 4 exons.